AUGCUAAACAGGACGUCGAAUAGAGUCGCAACGCGAACAGUCGCCUCUGCGAAGACGAACUUGGGCGGACGGGCGUACCUGCUAAAUCCGCAUGUGAACAAAGGAACUGCGUACACGAUUGAGGAGCGAAUGGCCCUCGGAAUCCACGGCCUCCUCCCUCCCGCCGUCUUCGAUAUGGACACGCAGCUCGAGCGACUGAAGAAACAGUACGAGUACGAAGCCUCCGAUCUGGCCCGAUACUCGUUCCUGAUGGCUCUCUACGAGCGAAACGAAACCCUCUUCUAUCGCCUCGUCCAGUCUGACGUCAAGAAAUACAUGCCGAUCAUCUACACUCCCACAGUCGGCCUCGCCUGCCAAAAAUUCGGCGCCAUCUUCCGCCGACCCCGCGGCCUCUUCAUCACCAUCCACGACAAAGGCCAUAUCGCUUCCAUCCUGGACAACUGGCCAGAAACGGACGUCCGGGCUAUCGUUGUCACUGAUGGCGAGCGAAUCCUCGGUCUUGGCGAUCUUGGUUGCCAGGGAAUGGGUAUCCCAAUCGGUAAACUCGCUCUUUACACUGCUUGCGCUGGUAUUCGACCUGAUAUGACUCUCCCAAUCCAGAUCGAUGUUGGAACCAACAACAAAGAAUUACUCAACGACCCAAUGUACCCUGGCAUCAAGCUUCCCCGAGUCCAGGGAAAAGAAUACGAAGAAUUCAUCGAAGAAUUCAUGCAAGCAGUCACUCACAAGUGGGGCAAACAAGUGCUCAUUCAGUUUGAGGACUUCGGAAAUCACAACGCUUUCAAGCUGCUGCGAAAAUACAAGAACCGAUAUUUAACUUUCAACGACGAUAUCCAAGGAACUGCUGCCUGUGCUGUGGCAGGUCUUUUGGCGACUUCCCGAAUCACUGGAAAGCCAAUUUCCGAGGAGAAGUUCCUCUUCCUUGGUGCUGGAGAAGCAGGAUUGGGUGUUGCCAAUCUUCUUGUUCUUCUUCUCCGAGAUAUGGGCGUCAGUCCAGCUGAAGCGUACAGAAAGAUCUGGCUCUUCGACAUCGACGGUCUGAUCACUUCCAACCGAAUGGAUCUCGAUCCCCUGCAAAUUAAAUUCGCUCACGACCACGAACAGGUGAAGACCUUCGAAGACGCCGUUGAUUCGCUCAAGCCAUCCGCCAUCAUUGGCCUCGCUGGUGCCGGAAGAAAGUUUACACCUGCCAUUCUGAAGAAGAUGGCGGCAAACCACGAUCGACCGAUUAUCUUUGCUCUUUCGAACCCGACUUCAAGAGCUGAGUGCACCUCCGAAGACGCUUACAACCACACCAAUGGUCAGUGUGUGUUCGCUUGUGGCUCUCCAAUGAACUCCGUGACUGUUAAUGGACAGGAGUUCGUCCCCGGACAAGGAAACAACGUCUACAUUUUCCCUGGAGUUGCGUUAGCCUGCAUUCUCACCGGCGCCACUACCAUCAACGAUAGAGCAUUUUUGAUUGCUGCUCAGCGGGUUGCUUCCGAGCUUUCCGAGGAAGAAGUAGCCAAGGGAGCCGUCUACCCCGAUCUGGACCGCAUCCGAGAGAUCUCCGAAAAAGUCGCCAUCGACGUAGCAAAGUACCUCUUCGACGCUGAACUGGCGACCUACCGACCAGAGCCUCACAAUGUUGCCGAGUGGGUGCGAUCGAAAACCUGGCAUCCAGAGUACCAAUCGAUGAUUCGGGCCAAUUACGCCAGUCUAUUCGACAAAACAAGCGGAAGACCGGAGUCCCUUUUGAAAAGAGUUGAUUUUAAUAAAUCGCCAUUUCUCCCAAAAAUUGAGGACUGCAAAAAACAACGAAACUCUUCAAACUGA
Oikopleura dioica is the source of this 1815-nucleotide messenger RNA. Lineage: Eukaryota; Metazoa; Chordata; Appendicularia; Copelata; Oikopleuridae. The record is from the annotation of a GenBank genome assembly.